Molecule: messenger RNA, 1531 nt
Organism: Nannospalax galili (Upper Galilee mountains blind mole rat)
Lineage: Eukaryota; Metazoa; Chordata; Mammalia; Rodentia; Spalacidae
Gene: Tnfrsf11b
Product: TNF receptor superfamily member 11b
Exons: 5
Coding region: 142-1344 (400 amino acids)
Biological process (GO): signal transduction
Molecular function (GO): protein binding
Source: RefSeq, a predicted model, not a curated record
AUGGACCACAGCCCAUACUUCCUGUUACCCAGACCUUAUAUAAAACGUCAUGAACGCCCUGACUGCAGAGACGCACCUAGUACCGGCCCAGCUACCGCCCGCCCGCCCGCGCCCGCCGCCUGAGGUUUCCCGGGAACCACAAUGAACAAGUGGCUGUGUUUUGCGCUCCUGUUCUUAGACAUCAUUAAAUGGAGCAUCCAGGAAGUCUUUCCUCCAAAGUACCUUCAUUAUGACCCAGAAACUGGUCGUCAGCUCAUGUGUGACAAAUGUUCUCCUGGCACCUACCUAAAACAGCACUGUACAGCGAGGAGGAAGACACUGUGCCUCCCUUGCCCCGACCGCUCCUACACAGACAGCUGGCACACCAGUGACGAGUGUCUGUACUGCAGCCCAGUGUGCAAGGAGUUGCAGUAUGUGAAGCAGGAGUGCAAUGGCACCCACAACCGAGUGUGCGAAUGUGAGGAGGGGCGCUACCUGGAGCUGGAGUUCUGCCUGAAACAUAAACACUGUGCCCCUGGCUUUGGAGUGCUGCAGGCUGGAACCCCAGAGCGAAAUACAGUUUGCAAAAGAUGUCCAGAUGGGUUCUUCUCAAAUGAGACGUCAUCGAAAGCCCCCUGUAGGAAACACACUAACUGCAGUGCCCUUGGUCUCUUGUUAACUCAGAAAGGAAAUGCCUCACAUGACAACACAUGUUCUGGAAACAGAGAAUCAACACAAAAAUGCGGAAUAGACAUCACCCUGUGUGAAGAGGCUUUCUUCAGGUUUGCUGUUCCUACAAAGUUUACACCGAAUUGGCUCAGUGUUCUGGUGGACAGUUUGCCUGGGACCAAAGUAAAUUCAGAGAGCAUAGAGAGAAUAAAACGAAGACACAGCUCGCAAGAACAAACUUUCCAGUUGCUGAAGCUGUGGAAGCAUCAAAACAAAGACCAAGAUAUGGUGAAGAGGAUUAUCCAAGAUAUUGACCUCUGCGAGAACAGUGUGCAACGGCACAUUGGACAUGCAAACCUGACCUUCGAGCAGCUUCAGAGCUUGAUGGAGAGCUUACCAGGGAAGAAGGUUGGGACUGAAGACAUUGAAAGAACCAGAAAGACAUGCCAAUCAAGUGAGCAGCUCCUGAAGCUACUCAGCUUGUGGAGAAUCAAAAAUGGUGACCAAGACACCUUGAAGGGCCUGAUGCAUGCACUCAAGCACUUGAAAACAUACCACUUUCCCAAAACUGUCACUCACAGUCUGAGGAAGACCAUCAGAUUCUUGCACAGCUUCACUAUGUACAGACUGUAUCAGAAGUUAUUUUUGGAAAUGAUAGGGAAUCAAGUCCAUUCAGUGAAAAUAAGCUGCUUAUAACCAGAAAUGGUCAUUGGACUGUUUCUUCAGAAUGGGCCAUAUCUGAUGGAAAAGCAGACUUUCUCAGGCACUUGAAGGAGCACAGCAAUUUCUUUCACAUCAACUGUGAGGAAUGAAAACACCCGCCACCCCUCAUCCCUCAUCCCUACCCCAGCUGACCCACUCCGAAUUAACAGCAAUGGAUAUU